This is a messenger RNA of Fusarium oxysporum Fo47, 1159 nucleotides long. Its product is annotated as polysaccharide deacetylase family protein. The transcript is spliced from 4 exons. Gene Ontology annotation, molecular function: hydrolase activity, acting on carbon-nitrogen (but not peptide) bonds. NCBI's taxonomy places the organism in Eukaryota, Fungi, Ascomycota, Sordariomycetes, Hypocreales, Nectriaceae. The record is from RefSeq and is a predicted model, not a curated record. Gene Ontology annotation, biological process: carbohydrate metabolic process. Bases 107 to 1024 code for a protein of 305 amino acids.
CCUUGACUUCCUAGAGGUUUUUCACAUCACUAUUGCACCUGCAUAUCGUGUUCCAGUCCUGAACUGAUCCCCACUCCUUUCCAUUGUCACCAAAACAAACGCCACCAUGCCUAAGCGUAUUCUAUGCUCGUACGGUGUUGAUGUUGACGCCGUCGCUGGAUGGCUCGGCUCCUAUGGAGGUGAAGACUCACCCAGCGAUAUCUCCCGUGGCUUGUUCGCAGGAACACAUGGAACUCGCCGAAUGUUGAAGCUGUUCGACAAGUACAACAUCAAGGCGACAUGGUUCAUCCCCGGGCACAGUCUCGAGACUUUCCCCGAAGAAUGCGCAAUGGUCCGUGAUGCCGGGCAUGAGAUAGGGCUCCAUGGUUACUCUCAUGAGAAUCCUUCCGACAUGACACUAGAGCAACAACGUGAUGUCUUGGAAAAGACUCACAAGAUGCUUACAGAGUUCUGCGGCAAGCCUCCUCGCGGAAGCGUCGCCCCUUGGUGGGAGACUAGUAAAGAGGGCGUCGAUCUGAUGCUGAGCUAUGGCAUCGAGUAUGAUCACUCAAUGUCUCAUGACGAUUGCCAUAUGUACUGGCUACGCACUAAUGAUAGCUGGACCAAGAUCGACUAUAAGCAAAAGGCUGAGACUUGGAUGAAGCCAUUGGUAAAGGGGCAGGAUACAGGACUUGUUGAGAUUCCAGCAAACUGCCUUCCUCCCAUGAUGUUCAUCAAAGACGCCCCCAACAGCCACGGCUGGGUCAACUCUCGAGAUGUUGAAGAUCUGUGGCGAGAUCACUUUGACUACUUCUACCGCGAAUACGCCGAUGAUCCCGAUGAGAUCUGCGUGUUUCCUCUUACAGUUCAUCCGGAUGUUUCCGGUCGGCCGCAUGCUCUGCUGAUGCACGAGAGGUUGAUUGAGUACAUCAACAAGCAUGAAGGUGUUGAGUGGGUGACGAUGGAGCAGAUGUGUGAUGAGUUCAAGAAGAAGAAUAAGCCCCCAAAGGGAGCUGUUAUGCCCAAGGCUCAGGAACAGAAGUAGGGUAUUAUUGGUAGUCAUGAAUAAAGCGUUUCAAGAGCCUAUGUUGUCAGGUGAAGAUAUCAGCCGAUGUUCUUGUGAAUAAGUAUUUCCCGAUACUUUUCCAACCCAACACCUAUGAUGUUGAUGAAAGGCCAU